ACUUCUUAACAGGGUUGGAAAAUGAUGGGCAAUUAUGAUAUUGGCAGAUGUUUGAUUAACAUGAUAUUACAUAAUUUCAAUUUUGUAAAGUCGACUUAAGCUAAAUAUUGUUUACUUGAAAUGAUAUGAAUAAUAUUUCCAUGCUAAAAUUAAAUUUGGAGUGAAAUUUAAUAUGAAGUUUUAAUUAAAUAUAUGAAUUAAUAUAUUUUUCAACUGUAGUCAAAUUAAGAGUAACCAUUUUGAUUUUAUCACAUUACCUAGCAUGUGGCCAAUUUCUUUCACCUAAUAAUGUUUUUCUUGUUCAGAGGACAAAAAAGGUCGUUUAAAUUAUUUUUGGUGUCUGCAUUUUAAUAGGUAUUUUAUUUUAAUAAAGAAACAGAAAAAAAAACAUGGCAGUUAAAGGCACCACAUUGUUGGCGGUUGUAGUUGGUUAUUAUUUUGAAACGGUGUGCCUGUAUCCGAAGAAACAUGUUCUAAUCCCAUUGUCUUAUUUAUACAUGAACAACGCCAUUUGAUUUGAGUAUUCACUGCUCCUCUGUUUUUCUUCUUCUUCACUCUCUCGCUUAACCAACAAUGGCUCCAUCUUCUAUGACUGUUACUUCCCGUUUUCAUGAUUCCGUCACCAGAAAUGCACUUCGCUCCUAUCUCGCUGAGUUUAUCUCCACUUUCUUCUUCGUCAUUCUCGUCGUUGGUUCUGGAAUGGCCUCACGGAAGUUGAUGCCUGAUGCUUCACUGAACCCAACUAGUCUGGUUGUUUCUGCAAUUGCAAAUGCUUUUGCUCUGUCCUCUGUUUUGUACAUUGCGUGGGACAUCUCUGGCGGACACGUCAACCCGGCUCUGACCUUUGCAAUGGCGGUGGGAGGCCACAUUAGUGUUCCAACUGCACUCUUUUAUUGGGUUGCUCAGUUAAUAGCCUCUGUCAUGGCUUGCCUUGUCCUCAGGGUCAUUGUUGUUGGAAUGCAUGUUCCAACAUACACUAUUGCAGAAGAGAUGACAGGUUUUGGAGCAUCAGUACUAGAGGGUAUCCUGACAUUUGUUUUGGUGUACACUGUGUAUGCUGCUAGGGACCCUAGGCGUGGUGCAUUGAGUUCCACCGGAACACUUGCAGUUGGCUUGAUAGUAGGGGCAGGUGUCUUGGCCGCAGGUCCAUUCUCCGGCGGAUCACUGAACCCGGCUUGUGCUUUCGGUUCGGCCGCCAUCGCCGGCAGUUUCAGGAACCAAGCAGUGUAUUGGGUUGGACCCUUGAUCGGUGCUACCGUAGCUGGCCUUCUUUAUGACAAUGUGGUGUUCCCUCCUCAGCCUUCAGAUUCAAUUAGAGGGGUAGAAAUUGGGGUGUAAUGUUAUGUUAAUAAUAUAUGGUUGUUGUAGUCUUAAUUAGACAUGGUAUAUAGUAUUCUUGAUAACUUGAUUGUAGUGAUCACUGAACAACUAGUAUGUGAUUUUAUAGUUGAGUUUCAUGUAGGAAGUGUUGUGGACAUAUUUGACACAUUGGCUUGUAUAAGUGUAUUUUUAAGGGUUAGCAAUUUCCCCAGUGGCAAAAUUAUGUAGUCUUUUUAUCACAGAUUGUUCAUUUGAAAAUUCCAAACUCGGUGUAAAGAUUUGAUUUUUUCGGGAAAAAAUUCAU
This is a messenger RNA of Lotus japonicus, 1624 nucleotides long. RefSeq names its product probable aquaporin TIP5-1. Gene Ontology annotation, biological process: transmembrane transport; water transport. Gene Ontology annotation, cellular component: membrane. Gene Ontology annotation, molecular function: water channel activity. NCBI's taxonomy places the organism in Eukaryota, Viridiplantae, Streptophyta, Magnoliopsida, Fabales, Fabaceae. The record is from RefSeq and is a predicted model, not a curated record. The transcript has 3 exons. Bases 574 to 1338 code for a protein of 254 amino acids.